AUGACGCAAACGAGUGACGGACUGGCCAUAAGGAAUGACACAAGUAGGAAGGUUGUGACGGGUGACGCAACUGUCGUGGAGGAUGUGACGGGUGACGCAAGUGUCGUGGAGGAUGUGACGGGUGACGCAAGUGUCGUGGAGGAUGUGACGGGUGACGCAACUGUCGUGGAGGAUGUGACGGGUGACGCAACUGUCGUGAAGGUUGUGACGGAUGACGCAACUGUCGUGGAGGAUGUGACGGGUGAUGCAAGUGUCAUGGAGGAUGUGACGGGUGACGCAACUGUCGUGGAGGAUGUGACGGGUGACGCAACUGUCGUGGAGGAUGUGACGGGUGACGCAACUGUCGUGGAGAAUGUGACGGGUGACGCAACUGUCAUGGAGGAUGUGACGGGUGAUGCAAGUGUCAUGGAGGAUGUGACGGGUGACGCAACUGUCAUGGAGGAUGUGACGGGUGACGCAACUGUCAUGGAGGAUGUGACGGGUGAUGCAAGUGUCAUGGAGGAUGUGACGGGUGACGCAACUGUCGUGGAGGAUGUGACGGGUGACGCAACUGUCAUGGAGGAUGUGACGGGUGACGCAAGUGUCGUGGAGGAUGUGACGGGUGACGCAAGUGUCGUGGAGGAUGUGACGGGUGACGCAACUGUCAUGGAGGAUGUGACGGGUGACGCAACUGUCGUGGAGGAUGUGACGGGUGACGAAACUGUCGUGGAGGAUGUGACGGGUGACGCAACUGUCAAGGAGGAUGUGACAGCGCUCGGGGAUCGUAAUCCUAAGAGGCCCGGGUUCGAUUCCCUGCCGAGGCAAAAAUAG
Procambarus clarkii (red swamp crayfish) is the source of this 810-nucleotide messenger RNA. The record is from RefSeq and is a predicted model, not a curated record. NCBI's taxonomy places the organism in Eukaryota, Metazoa, Arthropoda, Malacostraca, Decapoda, Cambaridae.